Messenger RNA from Alternaria arborescens, 807 nucleotides. RefSeq lists its product as hypothetical. The transcript has 2 exons. Lineage: Eukaryota; Fungi; Ascomycota; Dothideomycetes; Pleosporales; Pleosporaceae. The record is from RefSeq and is a predicted model, not a curated record. The coding region runs from base 1 to 807 and encodes 268 amino acids.
AUGUUUGAAGUGCCGGAUGCGAAGCGGGUUCGCCGCGACGAGCUGCACUCUCCCACAUCAUCGCCGCGCUCCUCGCCGGAUCCAGACCUCGAACAGCUCCUGCGCUCCAGAAUACAAAACGAAUUCACCUAUACCAUCGCCACCACCGACGAUCAUGUCGAUGAUACCAACGAUAUCGCGCAAAGCGACCAGGAUGAGACAGAAUUGCGUCUCUUCGCUGCGCCAGCAAAUGCCGCUCCACAGUCGCAUAAGAUCCGAAUUUCAUCUCCAGACGCCGAUAGCGGAGAGCCAGGACUGGUUUUGAAGAAACCACGGAGCUAUUAUUUCGCGGACGAACCCACAAGCGAGGCCGAGGAAGAGUUCAGAGCGGCGGCCAUAGAGGGAAGGAGCGUCCUGGAGCUGUCGCAGCAGCCAUGGCCUGGUUGCGCCUUGCCGUGGAAGGUACACAAGAUAUCACCGGCUGGCAUGAGUAGAGAGGUGCUGGUUGGCCAUCCUCCCAUGCUGGUCCUUGUCCAAGACAAGGCAAACAAGCGCACAAGAAAGGGCAAGAAGUCCCGCAUAGCCAUUAGAAAGAAGUUACAGGAAGCAAAGGAGAAGGAAAGCGAAGCAGCACGUCUUGCACGGGAGAAGGAGGAAGCUAAGCGCGAGAAGAACACACGGAGGAAUCGAGAGAAGAAGCUCAAGCAGAAGGCAAAGCAGCAGGCCAAGAGGGCAGCAGAUGGCGCUCCUGAAAGCGCCGCAGAUGGGAUGGAUGGUGUGGAAACUACGGCGACUGAGAGCCAACCUGUCGGUGGGGAGUCGACAUGA